Molecule: messenger RNA, 1707 nt
Organism: Psilocybe cubensis
Lineage: Eukaryota; Fungi; Basidiomycota; Agaricomycetes; Agaricales; Agrocybaceae
Exons: 7
Coding region: 1-1707 (568 amino acids)
Source: RefSeq, a predicted model, not a curated record
AUGUCCACUCGCCUUCGUAUCAUUGACGAUGGUCAAAGUCCUCUCGAUUUCAAUAUUAUGAUUGAGAAUUCUCUGAUGCCAGAUGGCACUCGUGUGUCCUUGUCCUCCCCAGCUGGGGCAAUAAACAUGGCUCCAACCCUUAUUUCGGACAAUACCGACGUCGGCGUUCACGUGGCCUUGGAUCCUGGUUUUGAUGAAACCAUUACACUCACCGUUCACCUUCCGUCCGAUGCGGUUGUUGAAACGUUCGCAUGGAUCUCACUCCAGGCAAGUAUUGUAGUCCCACAAGCAUCGCAACAAGGAAUACCCAUCACGGAGGUUCAUUUGCUGGGAGCCCAAAACAUUGUCUUCCACGAUGACGCAACGACAAACCUCAGAUUUGCAAGUCCUGCUGCCAAUGCUCUCAGGAAGUAUGUUCAAGCGACUAAAGAUGUCGCACAAUCUGUAAUGAGCGGGGAUGCUGCGGCAAGCCUUUUUGCCUCGACCUUCUCAGCUACUGGGUGGUGGUUCCGUGAUGCAUUGAACGACUCCAACCAUUUCCCUCGUACCGAAUCCCUUUAUAUUUCACCAGAUACCCAACCUGUUGGGAACGCGCCAUUGUCGACCCCAGCGUCAAUUCUGGGCGGCUCUAAUGCAAGCAUCGAUUACAGUGCUUCGCAUAAUGUCACGAUCAACCAAGGCGAGCCGAACUAUACAUACAUCCGUGGAAGCUGCACCCAGGGAAACGGUUAUGCUGUCGAAGCAAGGAUGUUCUGUGUACCCAAUAACUUGCUGCUUUAUCCCACGAAGUACGCACAAUGGUCUGUCCAAGACUUUGAUGACAAGGGAGAACCGUAUGUGGCCAUACGCACCAUCACAUCUCCCUCGGCCAACAGUUUCAACGUAUUGAACAACCCCUUCAAUAUCUUAGACCCUAAGGCCUUGCCCCCGCAAAACGAUCAUUAUUGCAUCAUCGCAGAAACCCGUCAUCCAUCUGCCGAGUGCCCAGACCCUGACUGGCCGCAUGAAAACACUGGCGCGUUUAGUUCGGGCGCCGGUUUCAACAACUGGGUAGGAAGUACCCCUACAGUCAGCGAGAGGAACAUGGGAUUCAAAACGGGCGGUGCUGAAUUACUCUGUUCGUGCAAUGUCGCAAUUCCUUAUAAUGUGUACACCUCCUCUGCCGAGUGGACAUUGCAAGUCGAUGGAUAUAACGUUCCGGUUGGAUCUGCAUGGAAACUGGUCGGUUCUGGCCCAGCCAUCCCCGGACUCACCAUCGGCUUUGCUCAGACAACUGUCACAGCUUCAAACAUGGUUCAAGGAUGCCACUUCACAGGUUUACCAAGUAGUGGCUAUGAGUUUUCAGUUGUGCUUCAAUGGUUCGCACAAGGCUACGCUCCGGGAGCAGGGAUGAAGUUCUCGUUUUCCUUACACACUACCUCGCCUCCUGCCGGGCCCAAGGCGCUGGGCACAGGUCAAUUCAGAGCCGCCGCGACUCUCCCAAAAGAAGCGGCUAACUGGCCUUUCACCGUCGGAAUUCAUCAUCCAGGAGUUCAACACCUUCAAGACGGCAAGAAGCAUUCCAAAGCGUACCUUGGUAAAGUGUUCAAGGACAUUGGCCCCAACCCCUGGCCUUAUGCUUCCGGCGACGGUGAUAUUGAUGCAUAUGAUGCAAUUGGUCCUGUCCCUGUCUAUUCAGUUGGUGGGGAUCACUGGAAUCUCGUCUGA